Messenger RNA from Glossina fuscipes, 3456 nucleotides. It is a transcript of the gene NKCC, whose product is annotated as bumetanide-sensitive sodium-(potassium)-chloride cotransporter. NCBI's taxonomy places the organism in Eukaryota, Metazoa, Arthropoda, Insecta, Diptera, Glossinidae. Gene Ontology annotation, molecular function: sodium:potassium:chloride symporter activity. Gene Ontology annotation, biological process: potassium ion import across plasma membrane; potassium ion homeostasis; chloride ion homeostasis. Bases 199 to 3441 code for a protein of 1080 amino acids. The record is from RefSeq and is a predicted model, not a curated record. Gene Ontology annotation, cellular component: membrane. The transcript is spliced from 11 exons.
GCAACAACCAAGUAACAGUUACUUAAAGAUCGUUGAAGGUAUUGUAAGCAACCUUAAGUAAUGAGAUCGAUUAAUAAAAUUGAAAAUAAUAACGGAAACGGAAAUCGAUAUAGAAAAUAAAAAAAAAAGAAUUUUUUUUCUAAAGUUAAUAUAAAAAAUAUAUUUUAAAUUUUCUUAGCAAAAAUAAUAACAGCAAAAAUGUCCGAUCGUUUUCAAAUCUUGAAAGUGAACAAUAAUACUAUCGACAAUAAUUACAACAACGACAAUAACAAUAGCAUAACAACUAUUAGCGAAAAUAUAAACAACCGCAAUGGAAGUAACAUUGAGUCGGCGGCGGAGGCUCCACCGCUUCCACACUCGUCAUUACCCCCGCAAGCUACACGCCGUAAGAGCUCCCGAUUUUUUGGUAAUCUUCUACGCUCAAAGCAAAGCCAAAGUGCCUCCGAUCGUAAAUACAGUUUGGCUCAGUUGACUCAAGAAGCCCUACCCCGUUUAGAUAACUACAGAACAUCAAAACGUAACCUGAAGCGGCCUUCCAUAGGCCAAUUACAUUGUGAAACUGUGCAGGAAGAGACUCAAAUAACAAUGCCUGACUUGUCCGCCCACGAGACGGAUGGUGUUGGUCAUCACAUCAAGUUGGGGUGGAUCGUAGGCGUUAUGAUACCAUGUUUACUGAACAUAUGGGGUGUUAUGCUGUUCCUUCGUCUAUCGUGGGUUGUAGGAGAAUCAGGCAUAUUGCAAACAUUGGGCAUUAUAACAAUAUCGGCGAUAGUGUGUGUAAUCACCACUCUAUCAUUAUCCGCAAUUAGCACCAAUGGUGAAGUAAAAGGUGGUGGUGUGUAUUUUAUCAUAUCACGUUCCUUAGGACCAGAAUUUGGAGCUUCAGUGGGAGUGGUCUUUGCCUUUGCUAACGCGGUGGCAGCAGCCAUGAACACCAUUGGUUUUUGCGACGCUCUUAACGCCGUAUUAAGGGCGCACGGUCUUAAAAUUGUUGAUGGUGGCAUUAACGAUGUACGCAUAGUUGGCGUAUGCACUAUCGUAAUUUUAAUAAUGAUUUGUUGUGUCGGCAUGGAAUGGGAGACCAAAGCCCAAAAUUUUCUUAUCGUUACCAUUGUUUUGGCUAUCGGAAAUUUUUUAUUGGGAGCAGCCAUAGGGCCGAUGGGCAAUGAGGAAGAAAUAGCUGAAGGAUUUGUUGGCUUUUCUUGGCCGACUCUAAAAGAAAAUCUGCUUUCGGAUUACCGCCGCUCGGAGGGUGUCGAUCAAGAUUUCUUCAGUGUGUUUGCAAUAUUUUUUCCAAGUGUUACGGGUAUUCAAGCCGGGGCUAAUAUUUGUGGUGAUCUGAAGGAUCCCGGUGAUGCUAUACCAAAGGGCACUUUUUGGGCUUUGCUUUUGUCCAUGAUUUCGUACGCCAUAUUCGUUAUAUUUGCUGGAGGUGCCGCGGUACGAGAUGCCUCUGGCAAUAUCGACGAUUUGGUGAAUGGUACUUUAGUGGGUUCACAGUUGGCGUGCAAAUUCAAUAAUACAUGUAAAUACGGAUUAUCCAAUUCAUAUGAAGUUAUGCAGCUAAUCUCAUUGUGGGGCCCUUUAAUUUAUGCUGGUUGUUUCGCGGCGACACUCAGCACUUCGUUAACAAAUCUUUUGUCGGUACCGCGCUUGGUGCAAGCUUUGGGUAUUGACAAAAUCUAUCCAGGUUUGAUAUUCUUCUCUAAACCUUACGGAAAACACGGAGAACCUUAUAGAGGUUACGUGCUGACGUUCCUAAUAUCAGCCGGCUUUUUGUUAAUCGGUCAAUUGAACGUUAUAGCUCCCUUGAUUUCUACUUUUUAUUUGGCUUCAUAUGCUUUAAUAAAUUUCUGUACAUUUCAUGCGGCAUCAGUAAAGCCUUUAGGAUGGAGACCAACAUUUAAGUAUUACAACGCUUGGCUGAGCCUAUUCGGUUUCGUUCUUUGCAUUGCCAUUAUGUUUUUAAUUGACUGGAUGUCUUCUCUCAUCACCUUAGUAAUCAUCUUUGCUUUAUAUCUUGUGGUAGUGUAUCGAAAGCCGGAAGCGAAUUGGGGUUCUUCUACUCAAGCGCAACAAUACAAAGCUGCCUUAACCGCAGUACACCGUUUACAAAACGUUUCGGAUCAUGUAAAAAAUUAUGCUCCUCAAGUAUUGGUAUUGGCUGGAAAUCCUAAAGAUCGUCCUCCGCUUAUUGACUUUGGUCAUUUGCUAACGAAGCACAAUUCUUUGAUGUUUGUAGGAAAUGUUUUAACGAAAAGUAUCGGCUAUAAAAAACGUAAACAACAAAUUAAAGAAGGACAACAAUAUUUGAAUGCCCGAAAGAUCAAAGCCUUUUACAAUAUCAUUGACGGUUUCGCGAUGGAGGACGGUGUCAAAGCUUUGAUUAAAACGAGCGGCUUUGGCAAAUUAACACCUAAUAUUGUGAUAAUGGGUUAUAAAGCCAACUGGUCACGGUGUAGUCGAGAAGAAGUUGAAUGUUAUUUCAAUAUUUUGUAUAACGCUUUCUCUUUACGUAUGGGCGUGGCUCUAUUGCAUUUACCUACUGGUAUAGAUUUUUCAGAUCUAAACCCGGAAAUAUGUUACGCUUCCUUUGAUAAUGUUCUAAGUCACAUCAACACACCUAAUGCAAAAGGUUUCGCAAAUCUUCUAAUGCCUCCCGGUAAUGCUGCUGCUGAUUUGCUGCAUGUAGACUCCAAUUUGAACUUAGCAGCUUUGGAUAGUCCCAAUUCUACCUCAACUAUACCCCAACCCGCUCCUAUGCCCAAUAUGUCUCCUGCCGUCAAAAAUUAUAAGAUCAAUCAUGACGAUACUGUAACCUAUUUAACAAAGGGCGGUUCAGAAGUACCGAAAAAUAUUUUAGAUGCUUUAACUGUAUUCACACGCAAGCAACCCAAGAACACAAUUGAUGUGUUCUGGUUGUACGAUGAUGGUGGUCUGACUAUGUUGCUUCCUUACAUUAUAUCUAUGCGUUCCAAUUGGCAACAUUGUAAAUUGCGCGUUUUCGCCUUAUCUCAUGGCAAAGACGAAGAAAUGGAAGAGAAGAACAUGGCAAGUUUAUUAACCAAAUUCCGCAUUAAAUAUUCAGAGCUGAUCAUGCUUAAAGGUCUGACCGAAUCUCCGAAACCGGAAACAUUGCUGAAACAUAACCGUUUUAUCGAUUACUACAACAGUAAUGUAGCAAACGAAUAUGAUCGUAUUACAAGCGGUGAAUUGCAAACAAUGGAAGUGAAAACCAAUCGACAGUUACGUAUACACGAACUGAUUGUAGAACAUUCUUCAGAUACGGCUUUAAUAGUUAUGUCUUUACCUAUGCCAAGAAAGGAAGCAAUUUCUGCCCCUUUGUAUUUGUCCUGGUUGGAAAUGUUAACGAGCGAUAUCAAAUGUCCUCUAGUAUUGGCUAGAGGCAAUCAAACACCUGUACUGACUUUCUAUUCCUAAAGUAACGUUAUUUUU